AUGCAGUUCUCUACCAUCACCGCCGUCUUCUUCGCCUCCCUCGCCGUCGCCAGCCCGACUUACGGCGGCAAGUACGAGCCCUGCGGCUCUGCCCUCUACAGCCAGGCUCAGUGCUGUGCUACCGACGUCCUGGAGGUCGCCGGUUUGGACUGCGAUGGUGUCGGUGCCCGCAUCGACAACGCUCAGCACUUUGUCAACCUGUGUGCCGCCAAGGGCCAGCGAGCUCGCUGCUGCGCCAUCCCAGUCCUCGGACAGGCUCUCCUCUGCCAGGAGCCAGAGGGCACCAACUAG
Messenger RNA from Zymoseptoria tritici IPO323, 291 nucleotides. RefSeq names its product hydrophobin-like protein. Lineage: Eukaryota; Fungi; Ascomycota; Dothideomycetes; Mycosphaerellales; Mycosphaerellaceae. The transcript has 3 exons. The record is from RefSeq and is a predicted model, not a curated record. Gene Ontology annotation, cellular component: extracellular region. The coding region runs from base 1 to 291 and encodes 96 amino acids.